This is a messenger RNA of Plodia interpunctella (Indianmeal moth), 2862 nucleotides long. RefSeq lists its product as uncharacterized. Bases 268 to 1338 code for a protein of 356 amino acids. Lineage: Eukaryota; Metazoa; Arthropoda; Insecta; Lepidoptera; Pyralidae. The transcript is spliced from 8 exons. The record is from RefSeq and is a predicted model, not a curated record.
GUCACUGUCAAUUGUCGGCUGUCAAAAGUAAAAGCAGAAAAUAAAAUACCUACCUGUUUCUAUUUGUAUUGAUUUUUCUUUAAAAAAAUAUUUGAUAAUAUAUAGAGUUCUAUUCGUUAAUUGUGUUAAUAUUAAUUAUGUUAUAAUGUUAUGAUAUAUCAUACCUAUUAUUCUUGAUCGACCUCUCUAAUAUUACUCGUACCUUGUUUAUCCAGGAGUAUCCAGGAGUAGUACACAUAUCAUAGCUAAGCAGGAGCAUACACCAGUAUGGAAGCUGAUUCUACCACAUAUGAAAAUACGAAAUUAUUGAAUGAGGAUUGUUUUCCUUUUGCUGUUAGUCCAGAGAAUCUCGAAUUAUAUAGAGAAUUCAUUGAAAACAAUGGUGAAAAACGUUUAGAACAUCAAUUGGUUGAAAGGCUACAAGCAUUCGGCUUGUUACCUAACAGUGUGCAGUGUCUCUCGGACAGUCCAGAAUGCAAGGUGGUAAAGAAAGCUGCAAGAGUUAUUGAUAAGGUCCAGUGGUAUUGUGAGGGUUGCAAGAAAAGGCAGCCGAUCCGGACCAGGUCCUUCUUCAUGCGGCUGCAGUGCUCAUUGCUGCAGUCGCUGCAAAUGAUCCUGGCGUGGUGUGAAGAUGCUGACUGCACAGCUGCCGCUGAACACUUCAAUGUAAAACCGAGAGUAGGCACAUUGAUCUACGACAGACUAGACGAGUUGUCAGCCAAAGAGCAGAGCAAUUACCGGCUGGGGGGCGCGGGCAGCGUGGUGCUGGCGGAGCUGUACCCCGCCUGUCUCACGCGGCUGUCGCCCGACACCACCGACACCACCGACACCACCGACACCACCGACCUGCCGCACGUGCACACGGUGCUCAUGCUGGCCGACACCAAUCACAUUCCUACGCAUUACCAACUACACGUCAUACGAGAUGAUUUGAAGAAGAAAAACGCUCCAGUCGACAGCGCCGACGAUGAGGCCCUAAAAGCCGAGCUAGAAGAGGUAAUAUCCCGUGUGAUAGCACCAUCAAGCACUCUGGUGGUAAGCAAUAACUUGCCAAUAGAGGGCGCCCACUCUAUGCAGCAGUUGUUUCAGUACACAGACAACCAUAUGCAGCAAUUCUUGAGCACCCGCAUCUGGCGGCAAGCGGUGUCGCUGUGCGCAGCGUCCCGUGAGCUGUGCGCGGGCGCGCGCGCGUGCGCGCGGUCGGUGCAGCGCUAUCUGUGCGCGGCGCUGUACCGGCUGCGCGCGCGCGCGCUCUACCGCCGCGUGCUCAUCCUGAUCGCACUCUGCUGCACUGACGCUGACACUGACACUGACACUGACAAUGAUGAUGUGCCGUAGGGAUACUCAUGUUUGGAUAGAACAUUUACGGUCGACACACUGAUUACUGUCACUAAUUAGUGAAAGUGAUCAAUAUUGUAGUUAUACAGUAUUGUCGUUAUACAGUUAUAUAAUAUUGUAGUAUGGAGAAGGGCAUGUGGUACUUUUCAUCCAGGAAAAAUAAUUGUUCCCGUGGAAAAAUCACGCAGACGUAGCCGCGGGUGACAGCUAGUAAAUAAUAAUACAAAUCUUUAUUUGCCAACAAUAUGCAAAAGAACAUAUACUUAUUACAUAAAAACAUUCAUUAUGUAGUUCUAAAACUACGCAUCUCGUAUCGUAGAAGUUCUACUAAUAGUUCUACUGAAAACGCAGUAUGCAUACAUACAUAAUUCUACUGUAGAACAAUAUCUAUGUGCGUACGUAAUGCUCUCGAGUCCGGAUUCUAGACGAGGUUACAAUUUCAUAAUAAAACGUACGUUUGUAUUUUAUAGUUUGUAAUCGUGAGUAGAAUCGGUUACACCUGAUUUCAAUAGGUCCCCAAUUAACACUCAAAUCUAGCGCCUUGAUUAUAUUACAAAUUAAUUAUUAAUCUGUUGUCCUAGGAGAAACAAGCCAGUUGUGAUGUUUUGUUGAGAAAUAUUUCUACUGUUUCUUUAACUCGUGUUUUAAUUUUAAGUUUUAAUUUAUAGUCAUUUAAAUUCAAUGUCGUUAAUUAUUUAAUAAUAAGAAAAGACAACAUUAGAAAAAGUAAGUAUUUUAUAUUCAUAAAAUACUAAAUGUCAAUACAUAUUUACACUUUGUCAAGAACAUACCAUAUAGAAUAGACAAGAUUGGUUAAAAAUAUACGAAAGCCUUAUUCAUUUAUUUUCUUUACUUUUUUGACUAAUAAAGAUUAUUAAGAAAUUCCAAAGGCUCUUAAGAUUGUGUGAGUAAUUUAGCACUCACUCGCUUUAUGUAAAUGCACCUAUGUAUUUCGUUACUGUGAAAGGAAGUCUCUUAAAAAAUUUUAAUUUGAAAAUAAUAUUUCAAAAAUGCGUUUUAAGUUCACUUCAGCCUGUUACAUUUUACAAUACAGCUUUUUUUGUUUGUUAGUUUUUAGUUAUUUCGAGUACAUUAUGGUAUUACUAGAUUAAGUCAUAGAGACACUUUUAUUUCUAUUUAUUAAAUCAAGUGCCUAUUUACACUUGUCUUCCGAAGUGCCUUACAGUUAAUAGAUUACAAUUUAAAAAUAUUCUUCUGAAAAAUGAUGCAAAAAUAAAUUUUAUAUUUGGAUUGGACGAUUUGAGAAAAAAAUAAGUGAUAUUAUUUUAAAAUGAUUUUUCUAUUAUGUUUAUACAGUGCAACCUCGAUAUAACAAAUCGGAAGGAAACAAACAAAUAUUCGUUAUAUCAAGUAAUUCGUUGAACUGAGGUUCGUUAUGUUGAGGUUAGGUUGGUCUAAAAUUCGUUAUAAAGAGGUAAAAAGUUGUAUUCACCUCAACAUUACGUACUUAGCAGCAGCAGUGUUUACAUUACUUUCCAUCGAACAACAAUGAUUGUUUUAUGA